AAUAAUAAUAAUAAUAAUAAUAAUAAUAAUAAUAAUAAUAAUAAUAAUAAUAAUAAUAAUAAUAAUAAUAAUAAAAAUAAUAAUAAUAAUAAUAAUAAUAAUAAUAAUAAUAAUAAUAAUAAUAAUAAUAAUAAUAAUAAUAAUAAUAAUAAUAAUAAUAAUAAUAAUAAUAAUAAUAAUAAUAAUAAUAAUAAUAAUAAUAAUAAUAAUAAUAAUAAUAAUAAUAAUAAUAAUAAUAAUAAUAAUAAUAAUAAUAAUAAUAAUAAUAAUAAUAAUAAUAAUAAUAAUAAUAAUAAUAAUAAUAAUAAUAAUAAUAAUAAUAAUAAUAAUAAUAAUAAUAAUAAUAAUAAUAAUAAUAAUAAUAAUAAUAAUAAUAAUAAUAAUAAUAAUAAUAAUAAUAAUAAUAAUAAUAAUAAUAAUAAUAAUAAUAAUAAUAAUAAUAAUAAUAAUAAUAAUAAUAAUAAUAAUAAUAAUAAUAAUAAUAAUAAUAAUAAUAAUAAUAAUAAUAAUAAUAAUAAUAAUAAUAAUAAUAAUAAUAAUAAUAAUAAUAAUAAUAAUAAUAAUAAUAAUAAUAAUAAUAAUAAUAAUAAUAAUAAUAAUAAUAAUAAUAAUAAUAAUAAUAAUAAUAAUAAUAAUAAUAAUAAUAAUAAUAAUAAUAAUAAUAAUAAUAAUAAUAAUAAUAAUAAUAAUAAUAAUAAUAAUAAUAAUAAUAAUAAUAAUAAUAAUAAUAAUAAUAAUAAUAAUAAUAAUAAUAAUAAUAAUAAUAAUAAUAAUAAUAAUAAUAAUAAUAAUAAUAAUAAUAAUAAUAAUAAUAAUAAUAAUAAUAAUAAUAAUAAU
Uranotaenia lowii is the source of this 837-nucleotide messenger RNA. Its product is annotated as probable serine/threonine-protein kinase clkA. Lineage: Eukaryota; Metazoa; Arthropoda; Insecta; Diptera; Culicidae. The transcript has a single exon. The record is from RefSeq and is a predicted model, not a curated record. The annotation marks the transcript as partial.